Molecule: messenger RNA, 3626 nt
Organism: Vanessa atalanta (red admiral)
Lineage: Eukaryota; Metazoa; Arthropoda; Insecta; Lepidoptera; Nymphalidae
Gene: Drp1
Product: dynamin-1-like protein
Exons: 16
Coding region: 125-2383 (752 amino acids)
Biological process (GO): mitochondrial fission
Cellular component (GO): microtubule; membrane; cytoplasm
Molecular function (GO): GTP binding; microtubule binding; GTPase activity
Source: RefSeq, a predicted model, not a curated record
CGACUUUUACCGGUCAGUUUAGUGUUUUGAUAAUUAUUAAUUUGAAUGAAAUAAUUAUUUUUACAGUAAAGUUGUGCUUUUAUCUUGAGAUAAUUGUGAAUUAAAUCAUAGUGCUUAAAUAACUAUGGAAGCACUCAUACCAGUUAUUAAUAAGUUACAAGACGUUUUUAACACCGUCGGAGCUGAUGCCAUCCAAUUACCUCAAAUUAUUGUAUUAGGAACUCAGAGUUCUGGCAAGAGUUCCGUUAUAGAGAGCCUUGUCGGACGUUCCUUUCUACCUCGAGGACCUGGCAUCGUUACACGUCGUCCUCUUGUUCUUCAGCUGGUAUACAGCCCUAAAGAUAGCAAGGAACAUCGCUCAGCUGAAGAAGGUACAAUAAACUUAGAAGAAUGGGGCAAGUUUCUCCAUACAAAAGAAAGAAUUCAUGCAAAUUUCGACGAAAUAAGGCAGGAGAUAGAAAGAGAAACCGAUCGUAUGGCCGGUAGUAAUAAAGGAAUAUGUCCAGAACCAAUCAACUUGAAGAUUUAUUCCACCAGAGUUGUCAAUUUGACACUUGUAGAUUUGCCUGGAGUUACCAAGGUACCUAUUGGAGAUCAACCGGAAGACAUAGAAAGCCAAAUAAGAAAUCUUAUUAUUAAGUAUAUUUCCAAUCCUAAUUCUAUAAUCUUAGCAGUAACAGCUGCCAACACUGAUAUGGCUACAAGUGAAGCCAUUAAAAUGGCCAAAGAGGUAGAUCCUGAUGGUAGGAGAACUUUGGCAGUUGUAACAAAGUUAGAUCUCAUGGAUGCAGGAACUGAUGCCAUUGAUAUUCUAUGUGGACGUGUGAUUCCCGUGAAACUGGGAAUCAUUGGUGUUGUUAACAGAUCUCAACAAGAUAUAAUAGAUAAAAAAACUAUUGAGGAUGCCCUUAAGGAUGAAGCCACAUAUCUUCAAAGGAAGUACCCGACGAUUGCAACUCGCAAUGGCACUCCCUACUUAGCCAAAACGCUGAACAGGCUUUUGAUGCACCAUAUAAGGGAUUGCUUACCCGAACUAAAGGUGCGAGUCAAUGUUAUGAUUUCACAAUUCCAAUCAUUACUCAACUCAUAUGGAGAAGAUGUUUCGGACAAAUCCCAAACUCUACUGCAAAUUAUAACAAAGUUCGCCAGCGCCUACUGUUCCACCAUAGAGGGUACUGCGAGGAACAUUGAGACCACAGAGCUUUGUGGUGGUGCUCGAAUAUGCUAUAUAUUCCAUGAGACAUUUGGCCGUACAUUGGACUCUAUACAUCCUUUAGUAGGUUUAUCACGUAUGGACAUAUUAACUGCAAUACGCAAUGCUACGGGCCCUAGGCCGGCGCUAUUUGUUCCCGAAGUCUCGUUCGAGUUACUGGUGAAGAGACAGAUCAGAAGACUGGAAGAUCCGUCACUACGUUGCGUAGAACUGGUGCACGAGGAGAUGCAGCGCAUCGUGCAGCACUGCGGCACCGAGGUGCAGCAGGAGAUGCAGCGCUUCCCGCGCCUGCACCAGCGCAUCGUGGACGUGGUCACGCAGCUGCUGCGCACGCGCCUGCCCGCCACCAACUCCAUGGUCGAAAAUCUAGUGGCCAUCGAACUUGCAUACAUCAAUACUAAGCACCCCGAUUUCCACCGCGAAGCCGCACUAGUCUCUGGUCUACUCAAGAGUACAGACGGGCUGGUGGAAGAACACAGCCCGAUGUAUCGGCAGAAGACACCUCGGCCGACUUCUACGCCGGUAUCCACACUUUUCAAACAAUUUCUUCGCCAAAUGGGUGAAAGAGGGUCCGUCUUGGUAUUGUUGGCAAAAAUGAUGGAUACGUACCAGCAUGUCCCGGCCAUCACCGACGGCCACGACAGGUCCCCGCCCAGUAACGAAUCUCCUGCCACUCCACAGGUGAAUGGUAGUCCAGAAAAUAAGGCGAUGACUCCACAGAAACCGGUCAAUUUGCUGCCUGAAGUCCCAAGCCACACUUCUAGGAAGCUCUCUGACAGGGAACAGCAUGACUGCGAUGUAAUCGGUGGACGGAGCGACCACACGACAUACCAAAAAUGUAAUACAAAGACUGUAGAAGGCAUCAGCAUGAUGCAUUUGAACCAAAUGGGUGAUUUAGUCGAACGGCUGAUCAAAUCAUACUUCUACAUAGUACGCAAAUCUAUCAAAGAUUCCGUACCGAAGGCCGUGAUGCACUUCCUCGUCAACUUCGUGAAGGACAACCUGCAGUCGGAGCUCGUGACGCACCUCUACAAGUCCGACCAGGCCGAGAACAUGCUCAACGAGUCGGAGCACAUCGCGCAGCGCCGCAAGGAGGCCGCCGACAUGCUCAAGGCAUUGCAACGCGCCAGUCAGAUUAUAAGCGAAAUCCGCGAAACACACAUGUGGUGAUGCUUGGCCGAUGAUGAUGACUCUAGUCUGUGAAAUAGUGAAUUUGAGCUCAGAGCUCUGUACAUACUCCUGUAACCUAGGUGAAUUGUGUAGGCACUUUACUUAUUUAAAUGUUCACACACCUUCGCUUUCAUAUUUAUAAUCUGCAGCUCUCUCAAUACAAUAAUUUCAUGACAAUCUGGCAUAGUAUUAUUUAAAAGCGAAUUUAUAUAAGAAAACCAAAUAUCAGAGCCAAGACAGAAUAAUUAUAUGAAAGUGAAUUUGUGUUAGCUGUAAUUAAAUACUUGAAUUGAGCUUCAUGCUUAAAAAUGCAGAAGCUUCGAACGUUUUCUUUUUUUUUCCAUAAAUUAUUCAAUUAUUAAUAAUUUGUAUGCGAAAUAUUCACGUGUCACAUAUAUUAUAUUCGUAAGAUGGAAGAUAAAACUAACUCAAGCAAUAUUAAACGCUAAGCCCUCAUCAUGAUUCGCUUGUGCAUGUAUUUGUUAGUCGCGGAAAAGGGAAAAUAAUUAAUAAAGGAGUUAGCAAGUUGUACGGUCGACCCCGUUGCUGAUGCUAUCCUAGUCUGAUUUGGAGGUUGAGUCGUUUAUGUGCUCGAUUGAUAAUUGCACUUAAGUAAGAUUUCCCUUACUAUAUAUAUCGACGCCCAAAGGGUUGCGUCGGGCCGGCUUAGCUAGUCUAUAGACUCUGUCGGUAGUGUUUCUUAAUUGCACAAAAAUAUUCUGCUUUUUUAGUUACCAUUUCGUUAUUAAUCAUGUAUUUGCGAUUUGAGUAGGGUAGUCUUAAAUUUCAUUAUACUUAUUUAGUAAUUAAUUCGCAGUGAUAUUAAUUGUAACUCCUGCAAUAUUCAUGGCAUUGAGUGUCCGUGGUUUUUUUUUUACCUAAUGUCGGUUCUGUAACGUGUCGUGUAUGUUCGAUUACGUGAAUAAAUUUUUCAUUCAUAUUUUUUUAGUAUACAGGGCUGGUGGUAGUUUUAAACAUCAUAGUUAUAUAGUUUGCAACGUUUUAAACGGAUCCAGAGUUCCUCGUGCACUACUUGAUAUUGUUAUGAUUUCGCAUGCAUCAAGUCGCAUUGUAUUUAUUAAAAAUUUUACUAUCGCCAAUUUAGAGAGUAGUAAAUAUUCCAAUGUUAGAAAAUGUAUUUAUUGUUAUAGUCCGAAGUGUGAUGUUCUUUAUGUACCGAUCGUAAACAAUUGAUGUUAACAUGUAUUUAAGUCUGUUAAAAAAUAUAGAAUAUUGUGAUGUA